CAUACUCUUCACAUGAAGAGUAUAUAUGAAUAGGGUAUGGAAAUGAAUGUUUGUCUGGAACAAGCAUUAAUUAAUCUCUGAAAUUCACGCCUCGUUUCUUCACAAACAAUUAAUGGAAGUCGGUAUUAUAAUCUAGUUACUAUAAAUAAUUGUGGCAUUAUUUUUUUAGAUAGCGAGAAAAAAAAAACGAAAACGAAAACAAACACGUUGCAGCUAUCCUUCCUUAUAAAUACUAGUCACCACGAGUCUCAUCUCAUCUCAUGCGUACGCAGGCGCCGUGAAGGAGAUGGUAAAGUUCUCGAAAGAAUUGGAAGCGCAGCUCAUCCCAGAAUGGAAAGACGCAUUUCUCAACUAUUGGCAGCUCAAGAAACACAUCAAAAAGAUUAAGUUGGCAACAAAAUCCAAACAUGCUCAACACUCCCACUGCGAUUUCGGUCGAUCCAUUUUCGACCCCAUUCGCUCUCUCGCCGGAAAAAUCUCCGCUGCCGCCGUCCACAAAUGCACCCAAAAUAAUCAGAUGAAAAGCAAAAUUAGUAUAAUUGGUGAAGACGAAGAAGAAGUUGAUGAAACUGAGCAUGCUCAGCUCUUCUCUGAAGAAUAUGAGGUUAAGCUAUUUUUCGAGAUUUUAGACGAUGAGCUGAAGAAAGUAAAUGAAUUUUAUACGGAAAAAGAGAGUGAAUUUGUUGAAAGAGGAGAAUUACUGAAUAAGCAGCUGCAGAUAUUGCUGAACCUCAAACGUGUUCUAAGCGCUCGGCGCCACAGGAAAAUCCCGCCGCCUAAGACCGGCGGCGGCGACUCGGGGGUUCUCUCUACGCCUGACUCGCCGUCGUGGCGACGGAACUCGGACUUUUCCGAGUGUGGCACGGAUGAAGCAACCGACGACGUGAUAGCUGCACUAGAGAAAAAUGGCGUCAAAUUCGACUAUUCAUCAAAGCCAAAGAAAGGGAUGAAGCCUAAGAUAACAAUGAGAAUAGAUAUUCCGGCGACGACGCCGGCGCGCACCAUCUCCGCCGUCACAUCAAUGCUGCGUGAGGAUUUACCCAAAAAACGCGAAUGCAUCAACACAAACAAGAUUCAGUCUGCUGAAAAGAUGAUACGAGGGGCAUUUGUCGAACUUUACAGAGGCCUAGGCUUGCUUAAGACAUACAGCUCGCUGAAUAUGGUUGCCUUCACAAAGAUACUCAAGAAAUUCGACAAGGUAUCGAAUCAGCAGGCAUCAGCAGAUUACCUGAAAAGAGUGAAAAGGUCCGAUUUCAUCACUUCAGAUAAGGUGGUAAGAUUGAUGGACGAAGUGGAGUCCUUAUUCACAGAGCACUACACCAACAAUGACAGGAAGAAAGCCAUGAAGUUCUUGAGGCCACUGCAUCACAAAGACUCCCACCUUAUCACCUUUUUCGUCGGUUUAUUCACAGGUAGUUUUGUGACAUUAUUUUGUGUCUAUGCAAUCUUGGCACAUAUAAGUGGCAUGUUCUCACCAGCAACACAGACUGCUUAUAUGGAAACAGUCUAUCCAAUUUUCAGCAUGUUUGCAUUGCUGAGCCUGCACUUGUUCAUGUAUGGUUGCAAUCUGCUUAUGUGGAAGAACAGCAGGAUAAACUACAACUUCAUCUUCGAGUUCCAACCGAGCAACGCCCUCAAGUAUAGGGACGCUUUCCUCAUUUGCACCUCUUUGAUGACUGCAGUUGUUGGUGCUUUGGUGCUGCACCUCGUCUUGCUUUCAACGGGCUUCUUCCCUCAUGAGGUCGACCUCAUUCCCGGGAUCUUGCUGCUGUGUGCUCUGCUGCUGCUGGUAUGCCCAUUGAACGUGUUUUACCGGCCAACACGCUACUGCUUCCUUAGAGUAAUCCGGAACAUCAUCUGCUCCCCGUUUUACAAGGUUUUGCUGGUGGACUUCUUCAUGGCUGAUCAGCUCACUAGCCAGAUCCCAUUGUUAAGGCACCUGGAAGCCGUGUCGUGCUAUCUUAUAGCAGGAGGGUUCAAAGUGCAGCGUUUUGAGAUGUGCAAGUCAGGGAAGAUGUAUAGGGAGCUGGCUUAUGUCAUCUCCUUCGCACCCUACUACUGGCGAGCAAUGCAGUGUGCAAGGAGAUGGUUCGACGAGAGCAAUCCGGAUCACCUUGCUAAUCUGGGGAAGUAUGUCUCGGCCAUGAUGGCAGCAGGGGCGAGGCUUACGUACGCCAGGCAGCCGUCGCGGCUAUGGCUGUGCGUAGUUUUGGUGACUUCAGUGGUGGCCUCAAUUUACCAGAUGUAUUGGGACUUUGUUAAGGAUUGGGGGCUUCUCAAUAGGAAGUCCAAGAAUCCAUGGCUCAGGGAUGAUUUGGUGCUCAAGAACACUAGCAUUUACUAUAUAUCCAUAGCAUUGAACUUUGUCCUGAGAAUACUAUGGGUGGAGGCGGUGAUCAAAUUCAACGCUGGGACGUUGGAGACGCACAUGCUCGACUUUUUCUUAGCUUCAAUGGAGGUGAUAAGGCGCGGACACUGGAACUACUACAGGUUGGAAAAUGAACACCUGCACAAUGCUGGCAAGUUUAGAGCAGUCAAGACAGUGCCCUUACCGUUCAAAGAGAUGGAUUCGGAGUGAGAUGACGUGUAUAUAGAUGCAUCAGAAUUGCUUGCAAGGAGGAGGAGACGACAUUUCGACUAACCAUGACCCUCCACAUAGCUAUCAAUGACACAGGGCACUCAAGCAAUCAACUAAGAGAGUUUCUAGCAACAACUUCUUGGUUGAGCAGUGCUGAUAACCACUCCAGUUUAUGACAGAUAUACCUCAGUGCAAUCGCGAGCUGUGUCUACCCUAUCGUGUCUAGCAAUCUUCGUGUACCUUAUUAGUCUAGACACUUGUAUCUUGAUUUGGUGUAUGAGCUAUAACUACAUAGACAAAAUGUGUCUAUCAAGAAAAUGCAGAGAAAGUGGAUUUCAAUUA
Messenger RNA from Salvia miltiorrhiza (redroot sage), 2920 nucleotides. Its product is annotated as phosphate transporter PHO1-like. Gene Ontology annotation, biological process: phosphate ion transport; cellular response to phosphate starvation. Gene Ontology annotation, molecular function: inositol hexakisphosphate binding. NCBI's taxonomy places the organism in Eukaryota, Viridiplantae, Streptophyta, Magnoliopsida, Lamiales, Lamiaceae. Gene Ontology annotation, cellular component: plasma membrane; trans-Golgi network; Golgi apparatus. Bases 287 to 2578 code for a protein of 763 amino acids. The transcript is spliced from 14 exons. The record is from RefSeq and is a predicted model, not a curated record.